CUUCCAAUUUGGCCGCCGUAGCAAGAGGAGACAGAGAGAGAUCGCCUUCCCGCCGUCGAAUCCAUAAGCUUCUUUCCGAAUUCUACCUUGCCACGAUCGCUGGAAAUGCCUCCGCCGCACGAGCGUGGGCUGCAGCGCUGCAACCGGAUGCUAGCGCUCCCGGCGGUGUGCCCGUGCGAGGCCAUCUCGCCGGCCCCGCUGCUGGCGUCGCUCGUCUCCCUCGCGGCGGACGUCGCCAGCCGCGACGUGGCCGGGCUCCCCGCGCUCCGACGCGGCGCUCGGGAGGCCGUCCGACUGGCCGGCGUGCUGCUCGCGUUCCUCGAGGCGGUACGCGAUGCGGGGUCCGUGCCCGGCGAGGCCGUGCUGGGGUUCUCGGAGCUGCACGUCGCGCUGCAGAAGCUGCGGUUCCUGCUCGCCGACAGCGCCAGGAAGGGGGCGAGGCUGUGGGUGCUCAUGAACGCCGAGCUGGUCGCGUCCGAGCUGCGGGUGGUGCUGGGAUCCGUGGCCACGGCGAUGGACGUGCUGCCGGGAGACGUGGUGGGGGCGUCCGCCGAGGCAGGGGAGCUCGGGAGGAUGGUGUCCAAACAGGCGCGGCGCGCGGCGGUGCGGCCGGACGCGGAGGACGACCGCGCGGCGCAGAGCGUGCGCUCGGUGCUCGCGCGGUUCGGGAGCGGCGUCACGCCGGACGCCGAGGACGCGAGGCUGGUGCUCGAGCGCGUCGGCGUCGCCAGCUGGUCGGACUGCUCCGAGGAGGCGGCGUUCCUGGAGGCCGAGCUACUCGAGGGCUUGGAGGCCGGCGGCGAGAACGACAACGACCUCGUGCUCAUAAGCGGCCUCAUGGCGUUCCUGGUGUACUGCCGCGUCGUCCUAUUCGACCGCAUUGAUUCCAAGAAGGCCGACACGUCAUCGCCGAUGACCAGGCCGAAGGCGAGCUGUGCGGCGUGGAUCAACCUGGAGGUUCUGCAGUGCCCGAUCACGCUGGAGCUGAUGACCGACCCGGUGACCGUGGCCACAGGCCAGACGUACGAUCGCGCGUCCAUCAAAAAGUGGAUCAAGAACGGGAGCCGGACGUGCCCCGUCACCGGCGAGAGGCUCCGCAGCGCCGAGGUCGUGCCGAACGUCGCGGUUCGCGGGAUAAUCGAUCAGCUGCUCCUCAGCAAGGGCGUCUCGGUCCACGAGCCCAGCAGCAAUCACCGGUGCGCGGUCGACAAGACCGCCGCGCCGUUCGGCGCGGGCGCUGCAGGCGGUGUGCGGCUCGCCGUGGCCUUCCUCAUCGCGAGGUUGUCCAGGGGCACGCCGGAGGAGCAGAAGAAGGCGACGCUCGAGGCCCGGAAGCUCUCGAAGCGGAACGUCUUCUACCGGGCCUGCCUCGUGGAGGCCGACGCCGUGCCGUGGCUGCUCCACCUCCUGUCCUCCACGGACGCGUCCGUGCAGGACAGUGCCGUGGCCGGACUCCUGAACCUGUCGAAGCACCCGGCCGGCCGGAGGGCCCUGGUUGAGGCGGGCGGGGUGGGCCUCAUCGUCAACGCCAUGAAGGUCGCCGCGAAAGUCGAGGCGCAGCACAACGCGGCGGCCGUCCUGUUCUACCUCUCGUCGAACCCCGAGUACUGCGAUGAGAUCAGCCGCAUCCCGGAGGCCAUCCCGACGCUGGUGCAUCUCGUGCAGGAGGGCGCGUACCGCGGGCGCAAGAACGCGCUAGUGAGCCUCUAUGGGCUGCUCCAGUGCGCGAACGCGCACGGGAAGGCGGUGUCCGCCGGCGCCGUGGCCGUGCUCGCGGGCCUGCUGUCCGUCGGCGGCGACCGGGGGGACGACCUCGCUUUCGACGCCAUCGCGCUGCUCGCGAGGCUCGCGGAGCAGCCGGUCGGCGCGCGGGCCGUCCUGGCCGGCUCGGCGCUGGUCACCCGCCUCGUGGACUUCCUUGGCGAGGCGGCGCCGAGGUCGGCGAAGGGGCACUGCAUGGCGCUGCUAGCGUCGCUGGCCCGGCACGGCGGGUACAAGGUUAUCGCGCUGCUGGGCAAGCUGCCGGGCCUGAUGCCGGCGCUGUACGCGCUCAUCGCCGACGGUGGCCCGCAGGCGGGCAAGAAGGCGCGGUGGCUGGUCAACGAGAUCCACCGGCACUACGAGCAGCACCAGCCGCCGUCAGCCGCGCCCGCACCGCCGGCGGCAGCUGGUGACCGUGUCAUUCGUGUAUAGUAUGUACAUAGCACACGAACUUGGUGUCACACGUUGUGCAUUUGAUUUCUUUGUUUUCCUUUUCCCUUGAUUGGGGUUAUGAGGGAUCAAACUUUGUUCUUUCCCGGCUCGAGUUUUUGAAGAGCCGGGACGGAUUUUUACGUUUGUUUCAUCGUGAGGUAUACGAAUACGAACCAAAUACAAAUCUAUGAAUGUACAGAGAAACAGUUUGUAAGUGGUUUGUGAUACUACAGCUGCUUUUGUUUCGUAUCAUGUCUCGAUUCAGCAAGCAAGCACAAACAUUCAAGCAUGAAUGCUUUUGUGGUUCGUAGUUA
Messenger RNA from Phragmites australis (common reed), 2507 nucleotides. RefSeq names its product U-box domain-containing protein 19-like. Gene Ontology annotation, cellular component: nucleus; cytoplasm. Gene Ontology annotation, biological process: protein ubiquitination. The record is from RefSeq and is a predicted model, not a curated record. NCBI's taxonomy places the organism in Eukaryota, Viridiplantae, Streptophyta, Magnoliopsida, Poales, Poaceae. Bases 106 to 2193 code for a protein of 695 amino acids. Gene Ontology annotation, molecular function: ubiquitin-protein transferase activity; protein binding. The transcript has a single exon.